AUGCGCAUGAUCAGAGAUUAACGGGACUUUCCAACAACUACAGCAGUUCCAGGAGACGUAAAGGCUGAACAUGCGAAUGUAUGAAGGGAUUCCUUACUUCAAUCACUGAAGUGAUCGAUCCUAUCGUUUUUAAAAACAGAUUUUAGCUCUACAAGGUCAAUCAAUUAGUGGGUAAACUGAAAGAAGUGGUGGGAAGUUCGUUAGCGUAUUUCUGAAAACAAGAUUUAAUCAUCGAAUCGCUGCACGCAAAAAUAUAGGUCAGCAUAUCCGAGAGUGAGGAAGCAAAACAGACGGAGCCCAUGUCGGUAAAGGACAAAAUUAAGGCAUUUGAAAAUAAAAAUAAAGUAACAGUCACGGAAAGUCACCCUAAAGUAUCAUCUCCGACUUCGCAUAGCACUCCAAGUGAGCUGACAUCUUGCUUGUCUUCACCUUCAUCUGUUCAGGCUGCAGAAGAGGGUGAACCUGUUGACCCCAACAUGUCUGACAACCCAACUGGUAGGUUUAUAACUGAUGACUCCAGUUCUCUGGAGGAUGAGGAGGAGGACAAGGAAACUGAACUCCAGACUCAACAAGAGGAAGAGGAGGAGGACAAGGAAACUGAACCCCAGACUCAACAAGAGGAAGAGGAGGAGGACUCUGAAGGAGAGGAUGAUUUCCAUGGCAACUCAUCAUCUAGUGAGAGCGAAAAGUUUGUAGAUGCUUCCCAACAACUAGAAGAUAGUGGGUCAUCACUGCAGCUCAAGUUUUCUGACCCAACAUCAUGUUCUAAAUCUGAUGACAGUGGGAGUCCCAGUAGUCCAGAGGCUGUGUGGAACCCCCCAAGUUUUACCACCCCUGAUCAAUCUCGCAAAUCAGGCCCCCAGGAAGAAAGUUCUCCGACAUUUCCUUCACAGGCCCCUGUAACUAGGCAAACCACCCCAUUGCACAAAGAGGAACCAACAGCCAGGACCGUAUAUCAGAACUGGGAUGUUGAUGACAAUGCGCAGGGUGAUAAAACAUGUGAAGCAAGCAGUCCAGGUAAACAGGAACGGGUGUUACCAAGGGGAACUGUUUACCAGAAUUGGGCCCCAGAGAUGACAUCUGCUCCUCCCCCAGUUCCUGAAAGGACAUUCAGAGGGGAUGCUCCUCCUAUUCCCCCUAAAAGUUAUAGAAAUGUGACCCCAACACGUGAUUCAACCUUUUGUGGAAGUGAUGAAUACCACAGCAUGCACUCUCUACCAGGCAAUACAAAUCAGUCUAGAGCUGCAAUACCACCAAAUCCGAAUUUCCCUACAAUGUCACAGAACAACACUGGGACAGAAGGGCAGGCUCCAGCACUGCCUGCAAAACCUCCAAUCGCUGAAUGGGAUCCCCACAAUAACCCACAGUCAAUACCACCAAAGAUGGAAUAUCCACAUUUUCAAAACCCUUCAUAUCCAUACUCGUCGAUGCCAGGAGGCAUGCCAUCUUUGGGUAACCCAUACAAUGUACCAGGGCAGCCGUUCCCUUUCUCUGGUUCUGACGCUGGUAUGUGGGGAGUACCUGCUGACUACCAGCAGAACCUAUCCAUGCAGCAAUAUAUGCAGAUGCAGUAUUACUACAUGAUGCAAUAUGAACAAGGGAUGAAGUCACAGAUGACAGCUCCACAGACUCUCAGUGGUCCAACCCCCAGAGGCGAUACAGACUCUGCAGUCCCCAGUCAAGGUCAGAGUCAAGGUCAGAAAAAGCAAAAUCCAAAGGAGGAAGGUCAUACAACUGCAGCCCCUCAACUGAAAGGUAGUUCUAAAACUGAGCAGACACCUCCCAAGGUUGAUUUAAAGAAACCAAAGAAAGAACCGACUCCAAAAGCCAGAAAGAUACCACAAGGAAAGGACAAAGUGGUACCGAAGUCUGUCCCACGGGAAGAGGAAAAGACUUCUGCAAACUUUUUGUGUGUGAAUGGUCUGAAUCCUGAUACCACUGAGGAGACUCUCUCCAACUUUCUGGAGGCAAAAGUAAAGAACGACGUUGAAGUAAAGAGUGUUGUCUAUAGUGAAGAAAGAGAAACUGCUGUUGUCCAGUUUGAUUCACCUGUGGAUGUUGAUGAAUUGAAUAAGGCGUGUAAGAAGAAACCACUAGAAGGAAACUAUAUUAUAAAUGAGCCCAUAGAUCAUUCGAGGCUGAUUGUGGUGUCUGCAGAGGGUGAAGUGACAGAGGAAAUUCUGAAGAAAUAUUUCCAGAACAGCGCUCUGAGUAGUGGAGGGGAUGUGCAGCGGGUAACCCAUAGAAACGAUGGCUGCUUCACUGUCAAAUUCAAACACGAAGAAGAUACCUUGAGAGUUUGUAAGAAGUUGGACCAUAAAGUGUCGCAUACACCGCUCGUGGUGACCCCCUUGUUCUUUACGGAUCACGGUGAGAUUUAUGAUGCCAUGAAACACAGAGUGCCAUUGCCGGACGCUUUCAUUGUAACAGACGUAGACUCUCAUUUGCAAAGAUUUCUACAGCAGUCAAACCAGACUGUAGAGCAAAUCAAUUCUGAACUAGAGAAGAAAUUUGCCAAGGCCAUUGUCACAGAAGAGAUUCAGGUAGAGUGUCUUCUUAGUCAGAAAACACCAAAUGCUCGGCAGCAUGUCAAGACUUGGAAGACAGAUGCAAAGGAAAGCUUUGAUUAUCAUGUGCGUGAAAUUAUUCAAAAAGCCGAGAUUGAGGUUACUGAAGACGCUUGGAGUGAAGUGGAAGAGUACAUAACCAUUACGCACAUGCAUAGCUCUGAUAGCAUUAUAACUAUCUAUGAAAAAGACACUUUGAAAAUUGUCUUUGUCGGGAUGAAAACGCUGGUCCAAGAUGUGCACAUUCAAACUAGUAACCAGAACAAAGCCAUAGAAAGCAAACUGGAGAGGAAGAGGCAGAUCAUUUCAGAAGAGAGGGAAUGCAGUGUUUCUAACAUCCGACUUCUGGAAAGACUGGGAGUUUUUGCAGAAGUGAAUGAUAUCAGAGAAGAUUUAGAUGUAGACAAAGAUUGUCAAAAUGGAAAAAUCUUGUUCAGAGGUGUGAGAGAUGAUGUUUUGGAGGCAAGACUUAGAAUUGAAGAGAAACUUAAUCAGUUUGAAAAAUGGACAAUAACAGAAGGUUUAUCUAAGUAUCAGAUUCUCCUGCUGGGGACUGAGGGAAGAAAAUCGGAUUUACAGGACGCGUUCCAGCGACAAGGACUUACAGUUGAGGUGGAAUUUGAAGGUGAGGCAAUUAAAGUGUAUGUCGUAGACAACAGUCAGAAAUCCUCGGCACACAACAUCAUCAUGAAUUUAACAAAAGAAUCUUCUAUCGUCCUGGAUGAGACUUCGCUAAACGUACUUUCCACUGAAAAAUGGGAACUUGAAAUGAUGACAAUUCUGUCUGAGAACUAUGAAAGAGUAAUGAUUUCUCCCUCAAAUGAUGCUAAAAUCACCAUCACAACUACUAGUGAUCUUCAUAUUGGUGUAAAGACCAGGCUGGAAAAUUUCAUACAAGAACAUUCCAUCUAUACAGACAUAGUGGACAUUGAUGAUGAAGGAGUUGUGAAGUUUAUUGUAAAACAUUGUUCAAAACUGUUAGAAAAAAUUCAGGACAAGCAUCAACAACAUUUUCUUAAAGUUGAAGUUCAAAAUAAACAAGUGAUGAUGUCAGGCACGAAAGAGGGGAUCUCAUUGGCCAGAUCUGAUGUCAUGGCCAUGACUAGAGACAUAAACCAUGAAAUCAAAACUUACAACCAACCUGGAAUUAACAAAGUGCUUAGAACAGAUCAAGAACGAUUGGUGGAGAUAGAGGACAACUGCCGCUCCAUAAUCAUGUUUACUGGUCCCAGUCCCAGGUCUACAAUGGAUGAGGACACACCCAGAAGAUUACGCAGGGAACACACAGUGUUGGAACCUAGAUUCAGAACAUUGCCUGAGGAAGAGACAUUAUUAUCUUUUGCUGAGAGUCCGAGACCAGUACCUGCACCUCGAGUUCAAUCCGGUCCGUAUCGCUGUGCCGAGAGCAACAUUGUGAUUAAACUUAUCAAAGGAGACCUAGCAAAGCAAGAGGGAGAUGUCAUUGUAUGCUCUGUGGGACAAGACCUCCAUCUAAAUAAAGGACAGGCUAGUCGGAAUUUGUUGAAAGAAGGGGGUCAAGGACUGAUGGCUGAUAUAGAAACUAACUACCCUAAUGGGGUUCAGCUGGGUGAGCUGGCUAACAUAGGCGGGGGGAACUUGAGGUGUCAGGAGUUGUAUCUUGGAUAUUUACCUAACUGGAGUGACACCAAGGGCAAAACUCCGAAUGAGUUAGACGGAUGGCAGGUGUUGGUGGAAUUUAUGAAUAAAUGCUUGAAGACUGCCGAAAAUUCGUCAUAUCAAACAAUUAUUUUUCCUGCAAUGGGCACGGGUCAGCUGGGAUAUCCUAAGGACAAGGUGGCCGAAAUGAUGUACCAGACUGUCAUUGACUUUGACCGCAAAUGUGCUGGAACACAAGUUAAAGAGAUCAAAUUCAUUUGUUACCCUGGAGACCUGGAAACUUGUGAUGCAUUUGAAGCUGAGGAGAAACAUCGCCUCAAUCCUCAUCUCCCCAAGGCCAUCGUCAAAGCUCCCCCCAAAGGACCAUACAUCACGAAGAACAAGAUAAAAGUAUCAAUUGUGAAGGCUGAAAUUGGUAAACACAGUGCUGAUGUGUUGGUCGUAGCGUGCGAGAAGACGCUGAAUCUAAGUGACUCGGGAAAGGCUGCAAAAUCGUUGUUGGAGAAUGGAGGAGCAUUGCUGCAGGAAGGAGCGAGAGUGAAGUAUCCUAACGGCAUUGCUAACUUUGGGAACUUUGCAAGCAUUCCUGGGGCAGGACUCCAGUGUCAAGAAGUAUAUUUAACAGCUAUACCCAAGGAAGAACAAGCAACACAAACUACAUUAUGCAAAUUUAUUGGGGAGUGUAUGAAGCAAGCGGAUCAAUCCGGAUAUGGUUCUAUCGCCUUCGCUGCCAUCGGAACAGGAAGCAUGAAAUACUCGGCGUCUGACGUGGCUAAAAACAUGUACAAUGAAGUGAAAACAUACUCUGACAGCAAUCCUAACUGUAACGUGAAGCUCGUCCAGUUCGUUCUCUAUCCGGCAGAUACCAAAUCUAUCAAGGCCUUUGAAGACCGUGAGAAGAAGUUAUUACAUCGUAUCAGAUAUUCCAGUGGAUCAGGUGCUUACACCACAUCUAAUCAUGGAGUAGUGGUGACAGUGAAAACAGCUUCUAUCACAAAGUUGAAGGACACAGUAAUUGUUUUGACUGCAUACCCUGACCUGAACCUGAACAAAACACAAGUCACUAAGGCAGUAUUGAAGGAGGGAGGGGGCAUGAUCCAAAUGGACAUUUGUAACAACUAUCCUAAUGGGAUCAAGGAGGGGGACGUAGCCAUUGUCGGAAGCGGAAACCUACCCUGUAAGGAAAUCUACAUCGGUACCUUGCCUAAAUAUUCCUCUGAUCCCAACACAGCAGAUAAGACAUUGAAGGAUUUCGUUAUGAAAUGUUUGACUGUGGCAACCCAAAAAGGACAUACUUCGGUCUCCCUUCCCUGUCUUGGGACAGGGUAUAAUGGGUACCCCCACGCGCAGGCUGCUGCGGUGCUGUUUGAGGCAGUCACUGAGUAUGAUAAGAAAGCAUCCUCCACAAGUGUCAAAGGUGUCAAUUUUGUGGCCCUCAACAGUGAUCAUAAGUCUCUUAGGGCAUUCCAGAGUGAGGAGAAGAAGUUCUGUUCUCAACAAGCUCAAUCCAGUCUAGGGCAGAGUGUCAGCUUCCUUCCUAGUCUCAGUUCCUCGUUUGCUAUGGAAGCCAGUAGUUUGGUUCGGGGGAUGGUGACUAGAGCCAGUCGGAUGUUUAAGAGUGAAGUAGAUGAGGAGGAGGACAUCUCUGAUGUAGUGGCGAGGCCCGGACAAAAGCAAAAUGAGGUUAUGAUUGGUCAGCUGACUGUCAGUGUAAGUGCAGGUGAUCUUACAGAGCAGAAAGUGGAUGCCAUUGUCAACAGCACCAACCUCGAUCUGGACUUUACACAAGGGGGUGUGUCUGCUGCAUUGGUUAAGAAAUGUGGAAAACAGCUGCUGACAGAAUGUUCUGCUAAAAAGGAUGAGAUGAAGAAAGAGAAGAUGGUGGUUACCUCGGGGUGUGGCCUGUCUAAUAUCAAACACAUCAUUCACAUAGAGUGUCAGUCCAGUAUCAGUAACUGGAGAAGUAUGGUGAAGAAAACGUUGGAGAUGGCAAACAGCACACAGUGUACAACUAUAGCAUUUCCUGUAGUGGGAACAGGUAAAGGGUUUGUUAGCUUCACCACAACAGCCAUCGGAGAGAUGUUUUUGGAGAGUGUCAGCGAAUUCAUGUCGCAGAACCGUCAGUGUAAAAUGACACUGGUCAAGAUUGUGGCCUUCCAGGAGGAUAUGGUCACACCACUGUCCAAGGCUCUGAGGGAUGCGUGUGGGAAAUCUAGAGCGACCGGGAUGCGUUCUAAAUUGUCAGAUAUGGCCAGUAGUGUUGGACUUUUUCCUCAGAGAGGUCUGGCUUCAUCAGCUGACAAGGAAGAUCCGUCUGUGACUUUGUGGAUCUAUGGAGACACACAAGGAGACCGAGAUAACACAAAGAAAGAAAUACAGACAUUCAUCAAAUCACAGUCGACAAGGGCUGAAAUAAAAGACCAAUUGCUACCAACUUUGAAGCCAAAUGAGAAGAAGAAAAUUGAGUGCGUGAAGGAGCAGCAUGAUGUCAAAAUGUCCCUGGAACUACAGAAAGGACUGAUGACGGUGGAAGGACUGUUUGAUGAGGUGGCUAAUGCUAAGGAUAAGAUACAUAACCUGCUACGGGGUUUCCAGAAAGAGAGGUGGUUAGAUGAAGAGGCCAAGCUGGUGGCAGACACGGUUCAGUGGAGCGUGAUGGUUAAAGAUCAACAGACUGGAUUGGAUAAACUAGAGGAGUACCCAGAACGCCAGAACAUGUACCUAGAAACAGCCUAUAAAAAGAAAGAAAAUCAGGUGAAGUUAAGAACUGAGGAUGGUGAUAUUAUUGUGGACUUGACUACGAUGAAGGAAUACCCAGCGGAUGAUCCCAGUCAUAAAGACAAUGUAGUCCGCAAGGAGAAGGUCACAGGUAACAUGAUAGAACUGCCAGCCCACUGGACACCGAUGCAAGAUACAGAAAAUAUAAAGGUUAUAACAUUGCUUCCAUCCAGUACUGAAUACACGGAUAUUGAGAAGAAAUUCAUAAAUUCAGUAAAAACUGGCAUUUACAACAUUGGCAAGGCGCCCAACCCAGCGAAUAAUCCAGUCGGACAGUUCAACAAUGUCAAAAUCACCAAGAUUGAAAGAAUUCAAAACCCAUCUUUAUACCAGCAAUAUGCAGCCAAGCGUGCUCACAUAGAAAAGCAUGUUGAUCAAAAUACAACCCUAGAACAGGACCUGUGGCAUGGGGCACCACCCACUGCCAUUGUCAGCAUUAACUACUAUGGAUUUAACAGAAGUUACUGUGGAGAUAAUGCUGGAGAGCCGUGGUUCGGGAGAGGAGUUUAUUUUGCCAAUGAUGCCUCCUACUCUGCCCGAGACUGGGUAUCCGCUCCGGAUUCAUCGAGGAAAAAGAAGAUGUAUCAAGCAAAAGUGAUCACAGGACAUUUUUGUAAAGGCCAAAAAGGCAUGCGAUAUCUACCAGAAAGAAUGACUGGGGUGAAUUACGAUUGUGCAGUGAAUGACGCAAACAAUCCACUCGAGUUUGUCAUAUUCAAUGACACUCAGGCUUAUCCAGAAUACUGCAUUGAAUUCACAAUUUAAUCUUGAAGCAAUUUUGGAAGAGAGAGAGCAGACCAAUGAAUACUUGUAAUACAAUUGAUAGACAGUUUUGCUUUACAAUUUUCUCCCCACAAUUAGUUGCAUUCCAUAUUUACAUCUGUGAGGAGGUUACUUUUACAUCAUUUUCAAAUAAUAGUACGUAUGUAGUACAAAUAAUAGUACGUAUGUAGUACAAAUAAUAGUACAUAUGUAGUACAAAUAUAGGAACAAAACUAAUGUGUUUGCUUCAGUCAUGAUCGAGGGUCAGGGUUCCCAGUAAUUUUGUCAUUUGAUAUAAAUAGAUCCUCUGUGAGUUUUACCUGUAGCAUAGAGUCUCAGUAGUAGAUUAGUAUUAAUUAGAUUAAUAAUUAGAUUAUUAACGUGAAGAAUAAUUUUCCAACAGUUGAUUAGAGUGAUGGAGAUUGUAAUGAAAACAUACACCAAUAUUCACUCUUCAUACUGUAUACAGCUUUUUGUUGAUAUUUUGUAUAAAUGUAUUAUGCUGAUGAACCGUAAGGCUUAAAGCCAAUGAACAAUAAUAAAAUGCAUCACACUGUCUGUUGGAAGGCAGGUCCCGGUGUCCUGAGAAUAAUGAUCCUUAAUUGACUGUUUUACCUUUGAUACAUUAGUGCAGACAAAAUCAUUCCUAGUAUGUUUGUGUACCUGUAAUUUUUAUAAUGAUUUAGAAAAAAUACUGCACACAUAGUUACACAAUAAAAAUCGUCAUAAACACUGCGAGCCUGAAAUGGUGCUGAUCAAGGCAUGCUGUGUCCAUUAGUGUUUCCUUUUGGUGAAUGUGUUUUGAUAAGUGUUUGAAGAUUUUGAUUUUAAUGGACUUGGUCUAUUAAGGAAUUGUUUGCUACAUGUAAAUUAUUAUUCAGUGGUUCCUCAGAUAUCUGAUAAAAGUCAUGUUUGCUCAGUAGUAAAAGAAUUCUCUUUUUGACUGGGAGAUAGUGGGUUAAAGCCCUGCUCGUUCCUUGGCCGUGCCCAACCUAAGACGUAAAAAUAGGUAGUGAUUACUCCUUCGCCAAUUGCUUGGCAUUUAGAAGUGAGAGUAAUGGGUCUUUUGAACAAAAUCUUAAAAACUAAGGUAUGUGUCGCAGCAGACAUUGGCACAAUAAACCCGCACUACUAUGAGUUUCUAAAACCUGAGCCGAGGUAGGCUUUGGCACGUAAAGAAACCCCCAGCGUCCUGAGUGUUGUGUAUAGGUAUAAUUUUGUGGGGCUUCACCUACAGGUGGUGACAUAUCAAUAUUGAGUAAAAUUUUAAAAACAAAUGAAACAAAAAUCAUUCAGGAUAGUUACGAAUAAUCGUCAGGUUAUAACCAAGAAAGGUAAUUCUAGAGUUUCCAUAAUUAUUAACAGUCUUGUUAAUAAUGCUAAAAUUAGAUCCUUGUUAGAAAGUUUGCUUAUACAGGACAAUAUCUGCUGUAAGGGAGAGGCAUUGCUCUCCAGGAUGAUUAGAUGGUGGCGAGAGUUUCAGUGAUCGGUGAAAUCCAUAUAAUUAUUGUCUAUAGUUGAGUGUGGAAUGGAAAUGAAAAUUCAUUUGCUUGGUUAUGACAGUUUUUUUAAAAAAGUCCAUUUUGUGAUAAGAACUGUAGCUGGUAAUACUUCCAUCUCUGACAUGAAUUUAACAAAAUGGGACUUUAUGAUAGAAUGAAAUAUGAAUUUUAUUUUCAUGUUCCAAUCUUGAUAGCUGUCUGUUUCAUAUUAUGUGAUUAUAUGUUUCUAUCCAAAUGGUAUUAUCUCCUGGCCACUUGCUAACAGUAGCAUGCAGAUCUUGUGUUACUUAACAUAUUGCAAUUAUUUAAAACCUAUAGUACAUGACAUUGUAUUGUUUAAGAUGCAAUAAAUAAAGGGCAUAAAUACCUGAUCUAAGAUGAUUAAAAAUACACAAGAUGUUAUCAUAUGAUGCAAGUCUUUCAAUUACAUACAAUAAAAAUUUAAGUGAC
Messenger RNA from Ostrea edulis (European flat oyster), 9697 nucleotides. Its product is annotated as protein mono-ADP-ribosyltransferase PARP14-like. Gene Ontology annotation, molecular function: transcription corepressor activity; NAD+ poly-ADP-ribosyltransferase activity; RNA binding. The transcript has 31 exons. Bases 300 to 7748 code for a protein of 2482 amino acids. The record is from RefSeq and is a predicted model, not a curated record. Lineage: Eukaryota; Metazoa; Mollusca; Bivalvia; Ostreida; Ostreidae. Gene Ontology annotation, cellular component: nucleus; cytoplasm. Gene Ontology annotation, biological process: negative regulation of gene expression.